Messenger RNA from Pogona vitticeps (central bearded dragon), 3812 nucleotides. It is a transcript of the gene ETV5, whose product is annotated as ETS variant transcription factor 5. Gene Ontology annotation, molecular function: DNA-binding transcription factor activity, RNA polymerase II-specific; sequence-specific DNA binding. Gene Ontology annotation, cellular component: nucleus. Lineage: Eukaryota; Metazoa; Chordata; Lepidosauria; Squamata; Agamidae. The record is from RefSeq and is a predicted model, not a curated record. Gene Ontology annotation, biological process: cell differentiation; regulation of transcription by RNA polymerase II.
UUCAGAACUGGGAGGUGUUAUAACAUCCGAGCGCCAUUGGGUGCUUGGUAGGGUAAACAACCUGUGACUGACAGCCCCUGGCGGUGCUGUGGGCCAAUGGGGGCGGCGCGGGGCAGGCUCUGGAGGCCGCUCGGGGGCUCCGGCAGCAAGCCGACGAAGACACAGGGCUGCUAGCAACGGCACAGUGGCGGCGCGGCAGUUCUAUGGGCAGUCUCAAAUCUGCCAGAGCUUGGUUCUGAACUCUUCUCAUCCUGGAGGUGCUCAAUGUUAAAACCAUUCAAGGGAGUAUUAAAGAAUCUACAAGCACAAUGGAUGGCUUUUAUGAUCAGCAGGUCCCUUUCACGGUCCCUGGGAAAUCUUGCACAGAUGAAUGCCGAGGGAGGACCAUGAAUGACAGAAAAAGGAAGUUUCAAGACACUGACUUGGCUCAUGAUUCUGAAGAAUUGUUUCAGGAUCUCAGCCAGCUGCAGGAGGCUUGGUUAGCUGAAGCCCAAGUUCCUGACGAUGAGCAGUUUGUCCCAGAUUUCCAGUCUGAUAACCUGGUACUUCAUGCACCACCUCCAGCUAAGAUCAAGAGGGAACUCCACAGUCCUUCUUCUGAGCUGUCCACCUGUAGCCACGAACAGGUUCUCUGUGCUAAUUAUGGAGAAAAGUGCCUCUACAAUUAUUGUGCCUAUGACAGGAAGCCCCCUACUGGGUUCAAGCCAUUAACUCCGCCUACCACCCCAGCGUCACCUGCACUCCAGAGCAACCCCCUUCCACCACCUCUUCCAGCAGCACCUGUGCAGACUCCAGCACAUGUCGCCUCUGGAGGUUCUUUGCAGGGAGCGCCUCCUCCCCCUGCCCCUCAUGCUCUCCAGGAAACAAGGCAACAAACCUUCGCUGUACCUCGGCCACCUCACCAACCCAUUCAGAUGCCAAAGAUGUUGCCUGAAAACCAGUAUCCUACAGAACACAGAUUUCAGAGACAGAUGUCCGAACCUUGCCACCCAUAUCCUCCACCAGGGCUUUCAGGGGACAGUCGCCCAGUCUACCAUAGGCAAAUGUCAGAGCCUAUCAUCCCUGCUGUUCCCCAUCCUCCUCAGGGUUUCAAGCAGGAAUACCAUGACCCACUCUAUGAUCAUGGGGUCCCAGGCAUUCCAGGCCCCCCAGCACACGGAUUCCAGUCUCAGAUGGGAAUCAAGCAAGAGCCCAGGGACUACUGCAUUGAUUCAGAAGUGCCUAACUGCCAGUCAGCGUAUGUGAGAGGAGGAGGAGGAUACUUCCCCAGUGGCCAUGAUGGGUUUUCCUAUGACAAAGAUGCCCGAUUGUACUUCGAUGACACCUGUGUUGUGCCAGAGAGGAUAGAAGGUAAAGUUAAGCAAGAACCCGCAGUAUAUCGUGAAGGGCCUCCUUAUCAGAGACGAGGUUCACUCCAGCUGUGGCAGUUCCUCGUUACACUUCUUGAUGAUCCAGCCAAUGCCCACUUCAUUGCUUGGACUGGCAGAGGAAUGGAAUUCAAGCUGAUUGAGCCAGAAGAGGUAGCUCGCCGAUGGGGAAUCCAGAAAAAUCGUCCAGCUAUGAACUAUGACAAGCUCAGCCGUUCCCUUCGCUACUACUAUGAAAAAGGCAUAAUGCAAAAGGUUGCUGGAGAGCGGUAUGUCUACAAGUUUGUUUGUGACCCUGAUGCCCUCUUCUCCAUGGCCUUCCCUGACAAUCAGCGCCCAUUUUUAAAAGCUGAACCAGACUGCCAUGUGAAUGAGGAUGACACCUUACCUCUGACACACUUUGAAGAUAAUUCUGCAUACCUCCUAGACCUGGAUCACUGCAGCAACCUCCCCUAUGCUGAAGGUUUUGCUUACUGACUUUGCUGAGCAGCUGACCUUAGAGACUCUGGUUCCACCAAAUAAGGGCAAAUUGUUUUUGUAAAGAACUUCUGCUGUUCAUAAAACUGCUCUUUUCAGAUAUAAAAUCAGAAGAGCCUAAAGUUAACUUUGUGGCCCUCCAACUUGAAGACAGACAAUUGCAUGGCUAGGAGCAAGUAGGACCUCCUGUUGCUGAUUACAACAGCUGCCACCACGAAGAGCAAAUAAAUGGAGAGCUCAUUCCAGUGGGAUGUCUUCUGGGCCCUUCUCGGAAGGGACAUGUGUGUGAUGUACAUGUUCCCAGGACCUGAAAACACAUUUUGGAGAAAAUAUGCUAUGUAACAAUCACAAAUUAUUGUAUCUACCUUGUAUAAUGGGAAAGGGCUUUGAUUUGCAGAGAGCAAGGGGAACCAAUGCAGCAUAAGCUAUAGGUCAUGGCUUACGGUGGUGCUUCUGGCAUGGCUGAAUUAGCACAGCCCCACUGGGUUCUCAGUGCAUAGGUCUUCAGUCAAAAGAAGGACUUUGCUUCUGAUUCCUUCUUUGUUUCAGUUUAAUUUUAUUUGAUCUUUUAGUCUGUAAUAAGCAACAUGAGCUUGAGAAAGUUGCCAUUUUGGGUAACUACGUACAACUCCCCAAAUCUCCCAGACAGCAUGAACAGAGGAUUCUAGAAACUGGUCUGAAAGAAAAAUUUUUUCCAAGCUGCAACAAAGCACUUAAGCACCAGAUCCAAAUGAGCCCAGCAGACCCCUGGCCAUCCUCUCUGUUACAAGGCUGCACAUGGAUAGCUUGUUUUUAAGGACAUAGGAGGGUUAGCUAAAAUUCUUUUUUUCUGUUGUGGGGCAACAUUUGUAAUCAGAUUUUUUGUAGGUUUUUGUAUCCAAGGCAAUUUGACCUUCUGCUUUUAUUCUUCCCUUUUCCUUUUUGGCUUCCAGCAGUGCCAAUGCAAAGGGCACUGCAGUUUGCAUUAGUAGGUGGGCAUGGGGGGGUUGGCUUGGGCUUGCUCCACCUUGUGAGAAUUUCUGCACUGGAUCCUGUCAAGGAGACUUUGUACAAUGUGUUCUGUAUUUGGAGGAUGCUCCUGUACAGCAGCAAAUGCAGGCUGUUUGGCUGUGUGUGUAUGGCUGGGAGCGGUAUGUAAUAUAAAAGGAGAGAAAUUUAGCCACUGAACUUCCCCAAGGUAGCACAGUUCUUUUUACCGCUGAACUACCUUUUUCUCAGUGAGCUUACAAGCCACACAGGUGCAACAGACCUAUUUUAGCUUAAUUUGAAAGUUGCAUUACCCUCUUUCAGAUGCUUUAUGCCAGUUGGGUAUGUUAAGAGGUCUCUUCUUUUUGAAGAAAAAAAAUUAACCUGGGUUUGUAAAAAAAAUGAGAUAAGGGACAAAGGUCCAAGUUGCUCAGUAUAUUAUAUACAGACAUGCAUACACACACGCACACACAUAUACAUACAUACAGGUGUGUGUAAAAUAACCUUGGGACCUUUGGAAAUCCCACCUUUUCCUUCUUAUGAGCAUCGUUGGCAUGCAGCUAUAACAUGCUUCACUCAGAUAUGCAUACUUUUCCAUACAGGCUCCAUGUUUUGUUGUAAAUGCUGUAUAGAAUUUCUUUUUCUGCCUUGUUAUCUUUGUUUGGGUUUUUGACUAACUUCACUUUUUUUAAAAAAAGGAUGAAGAUUAACUCUUUGUAGACGACUCAGCAACUCUCCCCAGAAUGUAUCAAGUGGCCUGUCACAAAGCACAGGGUGGCAGCAGAUCCUGCUGCUGCCCCAAUGUACCCCAAGGCUUUACAUUGGGGUUAGCUGUUUGUUCUUGUUCAGUUUUGGUUUGGGAAGUCUAUAAUGGAGAAAGGGUUAAUCUGAGGAUUGGUGUGAAAUGACUAUUGCCUGAGCAGGGCUAUAUAAGAUAUCUCCUGCAAAAGUUGCAUUACAUUCUGUACUGUGUACAAUAAAGGAUUGUUUGCUUUCUGUUCA